Lobosporangium transversale is the source of this 1293-nucleotide messenger RNA. RefSeq lists its product as hypothetical. Gene Ontology annotation, biological process: mRNA splicing, via spliceosome. The annotation marks the transcript as partial. The transcript has a single exon. Gene Ontology annotation, cellular component: cytoplasmic stress granule. Lineage: Eukaryota; Fungi; Mortierellomycota; Mortierellomycetes; Mortierellales; Mortierellaceae. The record is from RefSeq and is a predicted model, not a curated record. Gene Ontology annotation, molecular function: mRNA binding.
GCGGCGGGCUCAGCAAACGGUCGUACUGUCUACAUUGGCAAUAUCGCACCAGAGACACAAAUCGACGAGGUCCUAAGCUUUGUUCGCACUGGUCUUGUGGAAAGCGCGCGUCUGUUGCCAGAGAAGAAUUGCGCCUUUAUUUCAUUUGUUGAUGCAGCUGCAGCCUCUGCCUUCCACCUCGAGGCCAACACUCGUAAGAUGACCCUCGCAGGACGCGAACUCCGAGUUGGCUGGGGUAAGCCUUCGCAAAUUCCAGGUCCUGUGCUUCAGGCUAUCCAGCAAGGCGCAACUAGAAAUGUGUUCCUCGGUAAUGUUGAUGAUUCCAUUACCGAGCAAGGAUUGCGUGCCGAUUUCUCGCAAUAUGGACCCAUCGAUACUAUCAAAAUUUUGAGAGAAAAGAACAUUGCUUUUGUACACUUCACGAGCAUUAGCAACGCAAUGAAGGCUGUGGCGGCUUUGCCACACGAUGCUCGUUAUUCUGGACGCCGAAUCAACUAUGGAAAGGACAGAUGUGCCAAGAACGCUGUAGCAGGAAUGCCUGGCGGAAUGUCCGGGUCUUUUGGCUUUGGAGGGUCUAACUAUUCACAGUUUGGGUCCUCAAUGUCUAUGGGAUUCAAUCCAAGCUUUGAUCGUUUUUCAAGCGGUGGUCGCAUGGGUACCUCUGGUCUGCAAAUGGGUGCCUUGACAGCUGAGGGUAACAGAACUGUAUACCUGGGUGGCAUCAGCGAAGAGACAACCACUGAAGAUCUUUGCAAUGCAAUCCGUGGUGGAAUCUUGAGUAGCAUCCGAUACCUUCCUCAGAAGCACAUUGCCUUUGUGACUUUUGUGGAUCCCCAAGCAGCCACCAACUUUUUUAAUGUGGCGUCACUCGGAAUUACCGUUCGAUCCCGACCUCUCAAGGUUGGCUGGGGCCAAAAUGCCCAUGCCUUGCCACACCAAGUUAUUGAAGCCGUACAAAGAGGUGCAACUCGCAAUGUGUACCUUGGUCAGCUUGAUGAUUCAUUCACUGAGGAGAAACUUCGACAAGACUUUUCUGAAUUUGGAGAAAUUGAGCUGGUCAACAUUCUGAAAGAGAAGAAUUGUGGAUUUGUCAACUUUACAACCAUUUUGUCAGCAGUCCAGGCCGUUGAAGGCAUUCGUCGUAACUCUGCAUAUGACAAUAUCAAAAUUAACUAUGGUAAGGAUCGAUGUGGUAAUCCCCCUCGUCCACAACGCAACUUCAACAAAAACGCGAAUGGAAACAGCCACGAUUCAGAAAAUGGAGAAAAUGGUCAAAAUGGUGCUGGAUCUGAU